This is a messenger RNA of Ictalurus punctatus (channel catfish), 1375 nucleotides long. Its product is annotated as C-C chemokine receptor type 5. Gene Ontology annotation, cellular component: membrane. The record is from RefSeq and is a predicted model, not a curated record. The coding region runs from base 80 to 1162 and encodes 360 amino acids. The transcript is spliced from 3 exons. NCBI's taxonomy places the organism in Eukaryota, Metazoa, Chordata, Actinopteri, Siluriformes, Ictaluridae. Gene Ontology annotation, biological process: chemotaxis; G protein-coupled receptor signaling pathway; immune response. Gene Ontology annotation, molecular function: chemokine receptor activity.
UCUCAUUUCAGUGUUGCGUUUGAGCAACAAAGGACAAAACGUUUAUUGAAUUUUCAUGACUGUUUAAUGCUGAACCGCAAUGAUGUUGAACAGCACUAGUGGUCUUUUGGGAAACACAACAUUUAGCAUGAUGACGUCAGCGGAUUACUACGAUUACUAUAACAAUGGCAUUGAUGGUGAACUGUGUGAAUAUAACAAACAUGCAAGCCAUUUUCUCCCUGUGCUCUACUCCCUGUUCUUCGUGGUGGGCUUCCUGGGCAACGCGUUGGUGCUCUGGGUGAUCCUGAUGGGUGCUCAGAUGAAAAGCAUGACUGAUGUGUCUCUCCUGAACCUGGCUAUGGCUGACCUUCUACUACUCUUCUCUCUUCCCUUCCUGGCUCACUACGCCAGAGGUACUUGGCCUUUCGGCAAUGCCAUGUGCACUCUGGUCCUCGGUGUGUACUACAUCGGAUUUUACGCCGGCAUUUUCUUUAUUGUGCUGAUGAGCAUCGACAGAUACUUGGCUAUCGUCCAUGCUGUGUUUGCCUUGAGAAUCCGAUCAAAAACUUAUGGGAUUUUAGCCAGCGUGGUCAUCUGGAUUGUAGCUAUUGCAGCAUCAUUUCCUGAGCUACUGUAUCUUGGAGUUGAACACUAUGACAACAAAACUAUUUGCAGUGCUUAUCCAAAAGACAAUCGUCACAAUACUGUGAGAAGUAUAGCUUUCUUUAAAAUGAAUGUUUUGGGAAUGCUAAUUCCGCUGAGUAUUGUGGGAUUUUGCUACUCAAUGGUUCUCCGGAGGCUUCAGAUGCUGCGUAAUUCCAAGAAACUGGCCAUUCGUCUUGUUGCUGUGGUCAUGGUGGUGUUCUUCUGCUGUUGGAUGCCAUACAACAUUGCAGCAUUCCUCAAAGCACUGGAACUGAAGGAAAUCCUGACUCCAAACUGUGAGCUCAGCAAAAGGACCCAGCUGAUGCUGCAAGUCACUGAAGCUAUAGCGUAUUCGCACAGCUGCCUCAAUCCUUUCCUCUAUGUGUUUGUGGGUGAAAAGUUCAGGAGGAACCUCAUCAGGCUUCUGCGCCUGACACCAUGCUACCAAGUGCAGUGUAUGAAGCGCUACAUGACCCAGGCUGCAGGCUCAGUGUAUUCACAGACCACAAGCGUGGAUGAACGCUCAGUUGGUGUCUGAAUAGCAGAGGAAUACGAGAACUACUCAUCAGCAAAACAAAUGCAGUCUCAUUUUAUAUGUACUAGUGGAAAUAAGAUCAAAUUAUGUUUGCAUGUGUUAUAUAACCCUGCUUUUAGGUAAGUACAGACGAAAGCUAAAUGCACCUUUGUAAAAAUGUUUGCACACUUUCAGAAAAAAGGAUAAUAAACUGUACCUUUUCUUUUUGCUGGCUGA